AUGGCGGACUAUUCAGCUUAUAAAGAGACGUCGAAUCGUCACUUACGUUUCAAGCUCCAGAGUCUCGGCCGCCGUCUUGAUGAAUUAGAGGAAGCGACGAAAAACCUCCAGAAAGCUGAGGAUGAGUUGCUGGACUUGCAGGACAAAGUUAUCCAGGCAGAAGGCAGCAACUCGAGCAUGCUGGCCGAUGUGGAAGUUUUGCGCAAAAGAGUCUUGAAAAUUGAAGGGAAGGAUGAGGAGAUCAGGAAAGCUGAAGAGCUUUGCCAGCUGAUGAAGGAGAAACUGGAGGAGGAGGAAAGUCUCACUCGGGAGCUGAAAUCCGAAAUCGAGCGGCUUCAGAAGCGAAUGGCAGAGCUGGAGAAGCUGGAGGAAGCUUUUGGCAGAAGCAAGAAUGACUGUACUCAGCUCUGCCUCAGCCUCAACGAGGAGAAAAACUUGACGAAGAAAAUCUCGACGGAACUGGAAGUUCUUAGGGCAAAAGUAAAAGAACUUGAGCAAUCUGAAGACAGGCUGGAUAAAACUGAGCAGAGCUUAGUGAGUGAACUGGAAAAGCUUAAGUCGCUAGCUCUCACGUUCGUUAACGAAAAGAAACACUUCACUGAGAAGGAGAAGCAGAAUGAGAAAAUAAUACAAGAACUGACACAAAAGCUUGAGCAAAAUAAUAAACUGAACCGGGCAGAUCAAACGCGAAACACAUCUAACCUGCUAGAAAGAUCAUCCAAUAGUAUUCUGGACAGAAAUGACCUGAGGAUUGAAGUUGACUUGACAACUUCGGCGCUGUCCUCGAAGGAAACGAGGAGGAAAGGGAGUUUGGAAUACCUAAAGCUUGUGGAAAACGAAACUCGGAACAAAUCAGAAAAUCAGAAGAAUAAAAAUCAAGAAGACAACAAAGUGAAGGACCUCAACCAAGAAAUUGAGAAGCUAAAGACUCAAAUCAAACACUUUGAGUCUUUAGAAGAGGAGCUCAAAACCCUGAGAGCAAAGAAUAAUGACCUGCAUGACAGCUACUUGAGCGAGCAAAACAAAAACAAGCUCCUCAUAGGCCAACUUGAAGAAAUAAAAACGCAGAUGAAGAAGCAGAAAGAGCUGGAGAAUGGUGAGGCAGAAACAGAGGAAAUUAACUUACCUAGCCGACUGAAGCACGACAGACCCAAACACAGAGCUGUCACAGCGGAGUCAGCCAUUUCUAAGCAUAAGUCUCGGGAGCUUUCUCCUCAGCACAGGCGGGAGAGAAUACGCAACCGAGAAUUCUCGUUUAAUAGCGAGAGCCAAGGCAGCAAGAGGGUCACAAGCCCUAACCUGAAUAGCAGGAGAGCAGCCAAAGCAUCGAGCACAUCAGCGUUAUUGGACACCUUAGCAACCGAUGCUAAACGGACAGAAGACAAAUCCACGCUGGGCACGCACUUUUCCUCGCAGAAAGACAGUGGAAACCCACUGGCUGAGGUAAAGAAAUCUAGAGAGCAGCCAUCUGUGCUUAGUCGUUACCCACCUGCAGCACAGGAGCACAAGUCUUGGAAAGCCUCUUCGAAACCCAAGAACGAGAGUGCGUUGAGGAGCAAAGUCGAAAAAACCUCCCAAUCACCAAACGACGCUCAUCACUGUAAGUCUGACGAACUUGAAGAGAAGCUCAGCAAAACGGAAACCUCCAUAUCGCCUUCUGAAAAGGGAAUUAAGACGCAGGUUGCAGAACAACCUGCUCUUUCGACAGAGACUCGCAUCUCAAAAACUAACCGGGGGGCCUCCAAUGGAACUGCUUUGUCCUAUAGGAAUUAUCUCUCUACGGAGACGUUAGCUGCUGAACCUACCACCUCAAAGAUGGAAACCGCUUUGGUCUCAUCUCGCAGGCAGCACUUGGAAGAGAGCUGUCCGAAGGCAGUAAACUCCCAGGAAAGAGAACCUCCGCACGAAAUGGUAAAGCCCCCGCCUUUAGCAAAGUCCUGGCUCAUUUCAAGAAGUCAGGAAGAUCUCUUGCAGAGUCCCUCAGAUCCUCAGAAGGAAGAAAUGGAUCAGACCGCCGCCUCAGCCACAAACUCUAACAACGGGGGCCUAAAACCCACUUCUGCAAGGGCCAGAGCUAUCAACACCAACAGCCAUGAAAAAUUCAGCACGAAUGAAGAGACGAGUAAAAUGGCAACCGCUUCUGCUGCUGCUGACGUAGGGCUGAAAAGGGAACCUGCAUCUAGAGAGUUCGCAAGCUCCAAGAGGGGUAUUCGAACGUCUCCUUUUGAAAACGAUAAGAGUGCUAGCAGCGAGGAAGAGCUCAGCAGGUCCUCUAGGGCUUCUUCAGCCGCUGCCCUUACAGGGACGAAAUCGAGAAGGCAGUUCAGUCCCAGAGAAGCACUGAGGUCUAAAGCUGUCAUCAAGCCUGCGAUUGUGGAAAAGGACGUGAAGGAAAUCAUGGGUGGCACAGGGCCAGAAGCCAGCUCUGAAAAGCAGCAGCCUGUCUUUAAGACGGUGUCACACAAAAUGACCAGCAGCAUCACCAUUUACCCAUCUGAGCCUGUGACUCAAAGGACCAGCGCGAGCGAUGCCACAAAAGAACAGCAGCACAUAUCCGCCAGCAACAUCCGAGUGCUUCCGAACGAGCUUUCGCUGGGGACAAACGCGACCAGCACACCUUACGAGAUGCCGAUUAACAAGAGCAAUAUAACCCUGAAGUUAGCCGAGGCUGAGAAGAACGGGGACCCUGCUCCUAGGAGCAGGGUGGAAACGGUCGUCUCGAAAAGCAGCAUCACGAUAAAACCUUCCGAAUUUGGCGAGAAGAACAGCGAACCGCCUGUGGAGACAAUCAACUGGAAGAGCCACGGUGCUUCAGAGGCCAACUCACCUGACACCAGACACGUCACGGUGAGAAGCGCGUGGCGAACGCGGCGGGGCUUGCAAUCUUUGGAGGACUCUGCGACGAAGGCGGUUGAAAAUGCAACCCCUCGAAAUCCAUAUAGGUCAUCUACGGACCCCCACAAACCAGAAGGGACUAGUGCGCGCAUAUAUGCAAUUGAGCAGAAUUCCAGAAGGGCCAGCGCUGGUAUAAACUCUUGGAAUGCUCUGGAAUUAGACUCUAGAAGGACCAAAAGUAGCUUAACUGCAUCCGAGAUACUUGGCCAGAGGAGCUGCGUUAGUGAUCCUGCGACUGCUUCCCCUUGGAGCUGCACAGUAUUACCGGUAAGCGUGCUCCGAACUUUUACUUUAAAACUUUUGCAUUCCUAAAUCAAGACAGGUGGGGAAAUACCUUAAAAAAAAUAAUCAAGGGGAAGAUGAAACUUUUUUUGAGGGCAUGGGCUACACUUGCUAGGAAAGUCGGAAUCUGUCUCAGUCUUGGCCUCCCCACCUCCCUCGAUAUGUAAUAAUACAAUAAUAACAUUGGCAUAUUUUAUGUAUGUGUUUAUUUGUAUAAUAUAUUUGCCUUUUGCAGCUUCAUAGAAGGCCGCUUGCAGAGUUCUUUUUAAAUUAUAAAAACGGUCAAAUAGUAAAAUAUAAAAUACAGUGGUACCUCAGGUUAAGUACUUAAUUUGUUCCAGAGGUCUGUACUUAACCUGAAACUGUUUUUAACCUGAAGCACCACUUUAGCUAAUGGGGCCUGCCGCCGCGCCGCCGGAGCCCAAUUUCUGUUCUUAUCCUGAAGCAAAGUUCUUAACCUGAAGCACUAUUUCUGGGUUAGCGGAGUCUGUAACCUGAAGCGUAUGUAACCCGAGGUACCACUGUACAUGACCUUGGGCAGGGCUCCACAAAUGUUGACUUGGCUUAUGAGCCAGCUGUCAUUUGUGUUUGUCAUAAUUUUCCUUCCCUGCAUUAUUUGGCAUCGGGGAGACGGGGGCUUUUCUCAUUUCCGUGGGAUAUGGGAGAUGAAAGAAACAGAGGGAGUUGCUCCCACUGCUCGGAAGGGAGCCCUGUUGUUCCUUUCUUGCGCAAAAAAAAAAUCCAGUGGAAAGGAAACUUCUUGGGUUUGCCUGGUUCUCAAAAGACAACAAAGUGUGUGUAAGGCAAACCUGUUUGGCUACAGAAUUCUGUAAAUGGGUUGCCACGUCUGAAAAAGGCCCCCUGCCCUGUCACUACCCACCUUACCUCACCCCAAAUAGCAGAGUCACCCAGAUUCUAAUAAACACCAAAUAUGUAUUUAAGUACCAGCAACCCAUACCUCUUCAUUGGAUCAGGUGCUGUACUGACUUGUCCCCAUCCCUUAGCUAAGCACAGGCUUCCUCAACCUUGGCCCUCCCUAUGUUUUUGGCCUACAAGUCCCAUGAUCCCUAUCUAGCAGGACCAGUGGUCAGGGAUGAUGGGAAUGGUAGUCUCAAAACAUCUGGAGGGCAGAGUUUGAGGAAGCCUGGCUAAGCACAAACCCUGGAUGUCAUCAUCGAUGGCCAAGUGAGAGAGACUGUGGCUACAGUUUUAUACCAGUUUACCUGGGACUAAGCUUCAGUGAAUUCUUGUGGGAUUUUCUUCUGCAUAGACAUUUAUAGAAUUGUACUCUUAACAUGUCUGACCUGUUGGGGCAUGGUCCUUGGGGAACUUUCCAGCAUAAUCCAUGCUAAUUAGAGAGAGAGAGAGAGAGAGAGAUGGGUGCACUUUUAAAUAAUUCUUACUAUUUCACAGAGUUGUCAUAAAUUUCACCUUUAUUUGAUGAACUGAAAUGAGUUGUUUUCUUCAUCAUACAGUGAUUGUGCUCUGUGGAGGAGGUGGGGGAGGAGUUCUACUUAGAUUGUUUAUCUCAGGCACCAAAAUAUCCCAGGCCCUUCCUAUCCAGUCAGUUGCUUUAUAUUCUCUGUGUGCAGUUCAUUAGGGAUGGGGUGUCAGUGUAGCACCUAAUCUAGUGGAGAGAUUCUUGUCGAUAUUUAGAUAACUAAUUGGCGCUUGAGUUCUAGUGUUAGGAGGGAGCACAGUAAACUCUUCUCUGCCCACUUUCUCCACGGUAUGCAUAAUUUUUAUAAAAUUCUAUCAUGUCACCUCUUGCUCGACUUUCCUCUAAAUGAAGAAAGCAAACCCACCCAAAUGCAUAGGAGCAUAGAAUCCGAGAGUUGGAAGGGACCAAGUGGUCAUCUAGUCCAGCCCACUGCAAUGCAGGAAUCUCAGCUAAAGCAUCCUUGAGAAAUGGCCAUCCAACCUCUGUCUAAAAACGUCCAAGGAAGGAGAGUCCACCACCUCUCAUGGGAGUCUGUUCCACUGCCAAACAGCUCUUCCCGUCAGAUUUUUUUUUCCGAAUGUUUAGUCAAAAUCUCCUUUCUUGCAACCUGAAGCCAUUAGUUCGAGUCCUACCCUCCAUAGCAGGAGAAAACAAGCAUGCUCCCUCCUCCAUAUGGCAGUCCUUAAUAUAUUUGAAGAUGACUAUCAUAUCUCCUCUUGGUCUCCUCUUCUCCAGACUAAACAUACCCAGCUCCUUCAACCGUUCCUCAUAAGGCAUGGUUUCCAGACCCUUGAUCAUCUUGGUUGCCCUCCUUGGCACACAUUGCAGCUUGUCAACAUCCUUCUUAAACUGUGGUGCCCAGAACUGGACAUAGUCUUCCAGGUGUGGUCUUACCAAGACAGAAUAGAGUGGUACUCUUACUUCUUUUGAUCUGGACACUAUACUUCUGUUGAUGCAGCCCAGAAGUGUUGCUCCAUCCCUUGAUAAUUCUGGUUGCUCUUUCCUGAACCUUUUCCAACUCUAAAUAUAUCCUUUUUGAGACGAGGCGAUCAGAAUGGUAUUCAAAAUGUAGACUUUUAUGCAUAUAGGCUUUCUUGCUUCAGCCAGGUAGAGCCAAGGGGAGCCUUGCUUCAGUAGUGGUGGCAGUGCAGUCCCAAGGCCCUGUAAUCACAUGAUCUCCCAUCAUGUGACUAAUGUGUGAAGGGGGGCUUGUCUUAACCAGCCUAAAGUGUGCCUAGGUUUCACUGAAAUCAACGGGCCUUGGGGUUAUAAGUUCAAUUGAAGAAGAGAAGAAUGUAAAAAAAACACCCCACCACUGGGCACAGAAUAACGACCGGCUGUUUGUUGGGUGUUCACACAACACUAUGGGGGUGUGUUUGUGUGUGGAAUGGAGUUUCCUGGAAGAGGGCGUGACUGAACAGAAGCAUUCCAGACUGCAGCACUUCCCAUCCCAUCUGUUAAAAAUAAAUUAUGUAGGCAGUAUUUACAGUGCUAAUAGGGACCAUGUCAGUGAGAAAUGAAAUUUUAAACCCUUCUUACACUUUUGGCACCUUAAAUUUAGAAUGCAGCAAGGCAGGAAGCACUUAUUCCAUCCAAAUCAGCUCUGCUGCCUCUCUCUGCUCUUUUACACCUGCACUAUAAAUAUCCUGUGACUCUCCUAGGCAGUUCCUUCCAUUGCCCCAAUACUGUCACAGGUAGGAGAUAUAUAUCGUUUCUCAGACUUAAACACCUGCUGACAGUGGAAAUGAAAAACAACCACAGCGACACCGCAUAUAUAUGCAUGGACCAAAAAAAAAAAAAAAAAAAAAGUACACACAAAUAUAAGUUCAUUAAGGAUACACUGAUACACAAGUAAACGUAUUUCAAAAUCAUUGGCAAAUACAGUGUAACAAAAGUCUUAAUCGCCCGGCUUACAAGGGCGUUAUCUGCAGAUUAAUCAACAAUAGGAAAAUGGGUCUAACGACAGUGCAUUAUAUAGCUCGACAGGAAACUGAUCAAUCUCAGAACAACUUGAAGCAUGAACAUAAAGCGCGAUCAGCAUUGGCUACUGAAGGAUUUCAUUUACCGUAUUGGCCUGAAUAUAAGCCUCACUUUCCCCCCAAAUUCCGACACUGAAAAGUUAGUGCGGCUUCUUUCACAACCUUACGUGUAUUUUUUAUUUAUUUUUUCUCUCCCCCCUCCAAUUUUAAAGGUGCGGCUUAUAUUCAGGCCAAUACGGUAUUUCGUUUAUAGCUUUCCUUUCUUUCUGCCAAGGAUGCUUUCGUUGAGAUUCCUGCAUUGCAGGGAGUUGAACUAGAUGACCCUUAGGGUCCCUUACAAUGCCGUGAUUCUCUGAUCCAGGGGGGUCUUUCAUCCAGACGCAGCCCUGCUUAGCUUCAGCGAAGUUGCUGCAUCGUAUCCCUUCAAAGUCAUGCCCUGGGAUUUAUUUGUUGAGUUUUAUCACUUUUUAAGAAAUUUGUAUCUUAGGAGCUGCCAAAGGCACUGAGAUAUGCCAAACGUUUUUUGGGAAGAUCUUAAGAAACAGGGGAAUCUCUUGCUGACUCUCUUGUUAGGAUAUAUCCCUUUUCCCUUCACAGAGCUACAGUUUUCAGUGUGUUUUAACAGUCCCUCUUCCCAGGGAACUCUGGGAAUUGUAGCUCUAUGAGGGAGGGGAAUAGAGGUCUCCUAAGAACACGGGUGGCCCUGUGGGUUAAACCACAGAGCCUAGGGCUUGCCGAUCAGAAGGUCGGCGGUUCGAAUCCCCAUGAGGGGGUGAGCUCCCGUUGCUCAGUCCCUGCUCCUGCCAACCUAGCAGUUCAAAAGCACAUCAAAGUGCAAGUAGAUAAAUAGGUACCGCUCCGGUGGGAAGGUAAACGCCGUUUCCAUGCACUGCUCUGGUUUGCCAGAAGUGGCUUAGUCAUGCUGCCCACAUGACCCGGAAGCUGUACACCGGCUCCCUUGGCCAAUAAAGCGAGAUGAGCGCCACAACUCCAGAGUCGGACACAACUGGACCUAAUGGUCAGGGGUCCCUUUACCUUUUAAGAACUCCCGCCGUCCUAAACAAACUACAGCUCUCAAGAUGCUUUGGUGGAAAUCAUGACCGUUUAAAGUACUGUCACAGUAGUGCAGAGUACUAAGACCAGGCAGCUUGACAAAUUACAUUCCAGUGAAAUAGUUUGAUUGUAACCAAAAUGCCGCAUAGUUCCACUCACUUCUGUGCCAUUUCCCUAAACAAAAGCUUUUAAUAGAGGAGCCAUAGCUCAGUGGUAGAACACGCGCUUUGCAUACAGAAGGUCCCGGGUUCAGUCCCCAGCAUCUCCAGGUACUGCUGAGAUUGUCCGCUUCCCCUAAAAACCUGGGGAUACUGGCCUAACUCUGUAUCAGGUAGCUACCUGUGUUCCUAAGUGACGAUCUCUUGUUUCGCAGCUGUCUCUUGAACACAUGGAAGAUGAGAAUCAAAUCCUGUUGCUUUUGUCCACCCCUGUGUGUGUGUGUGUGUGCAGGAAAAAUUGGAAAUGGGAAAGCCCUGACAUUAGGGAGGGUCUUCCCUUUCUGGUGAUAGCCAUUUGUUCGAAUAAUAUAAUCAGCGAAACAUUCAUAACACGGAGAUGAUUUCGGGUAGAGGGAAGACUUAGCAGACCUCAAGUGCACAGCCUUCUGAAUGCUCGAGGAAGCAGAAGGCAACAAUUAAAAGUGCGUGCGUGCAUGCACUUUUUGUUUUAAAGGACAUGUGAUUCUGAGGGACUCAUACGGAAUGAUUUUUGAACGUUUCUGGGUUUGGCUACUGCCCCUACUUGAAUCAUACCAGCUUGAAAUUAAAGCACGGCCUUGUGCUUUAGUUCCCUCUGCUGGUGGUAGCCUGCAAGUUGCAGUAUUAUUAUUAUUUUUAAACGCACACCCCAACAAAGUCCCAUUUGGAUUACUGCAGUGCGCUCUACGUGGGGCUGCCUUUGAAGGUGAUUUGGAAACUACAACCAAUCCAGAAUGUGGCUGCUAGACUGGCGACUGGGAGUGGCUGCUGGAACCACAUAACACCGGUCCUAAAAGAUCUACAUUGGCUCCCAGUACGUUUCCGAGCACAAUUCAAAGUGUCGAUGUUGACCUUUAAAGCCCUAAAUGGCUUUGGCCCAGUAUACCUGAAGGUGCAUCUCUACCUCCAUCAUUCAGCCUGGACACCGAGGUCUAGCUCUGAGGGCCUUCUGGCAGUUCCGUCUUUUGUGAGAAGUGAAAUUGCAGGGAAAUUGUGGUUGUUUUUACCCGCCCUGCGGAAUGCCUCCUGGCAGAUGUCAAAGUGCAGUCCCCUCCUGAGAACAAGAUUGCUGCCCCUUUUGAACUUAUGGGGGCAGCCACCUUUCCCCCUCAAUACAAGGCCCCUAAAAGGUACUGUACAUAUUUUUCUCCUUACAGUACCCUAGGAGGGGGCCUGCCCAAUAUGAUGUGCGGUUGCUUGGUAAAGGUAAAGGGACCCUUGACCAUUAGGUCCAGUCGUAGUCGACUCUGGGGUUGCAGCGCUCAUCUUGCUUUAUUGGCCGAGGGAGCCGGCGUACAGCUUCUGGCUCAUGUGGCCAGCAUGACUAAGCCGCUUCUGGCAAACCAGAGCAGCACACGGAAACGCCGUUUACCUUCCCGCCAGAGCAGUACCUAUUUAUCUACUUGCACUUUGAUGUGCUUUUGAACUGCUAGGUUGGCAGGAGCAGGGACCGAGCAACGGGAGCUCACCCCGUCGCGGGGAUUCGAACCACCGACCUUUUGAUCGGCAAGUCCUAGGCUCUGUGUUUUAACCCACAGCGCCACCCCCGUCCCUAGGUUGCUUCCUAGAGCAUUUUAAAAGGCAUUUUCUGCAUGUGGUGCUGUGCUUCACUUACUAGGUGCUCCAAGGAAGCUGAAGAUGAUUUUUUAAAAAGAAAGGGAGGGAGGGAAAGAUUGGACCACCUCAUAAAUUGUAAGUUGUCAGACUGUUAUGCCCAGAGCGGUUCAUUGGUACGCUGGUUGGAUUAGCACCUGAGAGACUAGGGUUCAAAUCCCCACCUGGCCAUGAAACUGGCUGGGUGAUUUGGGGCCAGGCACUGCCUCCCAACCCAACCUACCUCACAGGGUUGUUGUUGAUUAAAUGAGGUGAGGGGAUAAACAAGUUUGCCACCUUGAGCUCCUUGGAGAAAAAGGUAGGAUAUACAUGCAACAACAACAACAACCACCGUUAUUAUUAUGUUUGGAUCUACCUAUUUGCUGGCCCAGGAAGUGCAGCUUGACUCUGUGAGUGCUGCAGCAGUUCUUAACUCCAUGUCUCAACAUUGUGUUUGCGGAGAUAGGCAUUUCUAAAUCCACUGGAAGGCAAUGAGAGGAGGUGCCUUGCUGGCCGCAGCUGCCCUUCUUUGUUUCUUUUUCUUUUUAAGGCAUUUUAGUAAUUUUUCAUCCAAGAUCAGCAAAAGAUCAGUAAAGUAAAAUUGAACAAAUGCAGAUCUCAUAUCAUUCUCUCCCCCCCCCCCCCGGUGAAUUAAGAUACAUGGCAGGUGGGGGCUAAAAGCUAGUGUGCCAAAUACAGAACAAGAAAAAUGGUGAACCAGUCAUGCAAAUGCACAGAGUCUCUCGCAAAGCCAGCAUCCAGAGCAGAGGGCUUCAGACUUUUGGAGGUGGAAUUAAUAAAAGUCAGAAAUGGAAACCGCACAUUUUCCAACGUGUCUGGUUUAGCUUGGCCUUUGGCCAGUCUCAAAUUAUGAGUAAGUUUCUCCAUCAAAGCCAGACAUCAAAUAUGCCUGGUACCAGUUUUCGGUGGAGGGGGCUGAGGAUGUUUCUCACUUUCCCACUAUUGAUAUCCUAGCUGCAACGAGAAGAAAGGAAAUGAGAGAGCCCUGUGGCUGACCAAAAGGGAAAGCAGGGCUGGAGAGGGAGACUUGGGGACUGUGUGGCUUGUGUUUUUAGAAAGCUCACAGCCAAGCCAUGGAGUCAGGCUUUGGGGAGGGAAAACUCGCCCUGGGGGAAGUGAGAGGGCUGGGCUCGAUGGCUUUAUCCAGUCUCUCUGUCUGGAAGCAACUCCUGCGGGGCUCCAUCGUAUUAAAGCACCCAACCUUUUUCCCGGUUCUGGUACAGGAGGAAAACAAAGAUUUUGUUCCCAGUUCCAGAAGAAAACCGUUUGGCUCCUCUGAGCAGCUUGCCCGGGCUGACACACCGAGGAAGAGGCCAGACGCCAGGCUGGAGACGACACGCCAGCUGUCGGACAGCAAGGCUGAGGAGCGGAGGCGUUGGACCAAAGGCUGCUCAGAAGACAACUGAGCCUGUUGAUGUUGAGGUAUGUUCGUGUUGUUUUAAACAAGAGGUCCUUGUUCCCACUUUGUCCUCUUAUGGGUAGUGCCUGACUGUGUCAUCUCAGCCAUGUGCUUAAGUUGGACGGGGCAGCAUGCAAACCACUUGCUUGAAAGCAUCUGAUCAAAGUCUCCCUGCAUGUGCAAAAAUGUCACAGGCUUUCCAUGAAUGGUGAUGAUAAUGAAUGAUAAUGUAUUGCUCCGUGUAUGGCUUCAUGCCGUGCGAUCUCAAGGUGGUUUGUGUAGGACAGAAGUCGUAUAAAAAUGGAUUCCAUUUCAGGAAACCAUGAACAAACUGACCACAACUUCAAAUAACUGAAAACCUCCAACCACCCGCACAAACAUUAGCAUGAUCACCAUCAAAACAGCUAAUAACAAAAACUAGCAAACCACCUAGAGGUAAAUCUUGACCUACCACUGAAAAGAAUUGCAAGGUUGAUGCAAGGCAGGCCUCCUGGGGAGAGCAAUCCACAGUCGGAGGGGCCACUCCUGGCAAGUCCCUCUUUCUUGGCAGCCUUCUGUACUUCUCCUGGAGUAGACAUGAAGAGGAAGGCUCAGAUAAUUACGUAAGGGUCCGAGAGGUGGAUGCAUACUGGGAGAAAUGUUCCCUAAGAUAUUGGGAUCCCAAUCUUUAAAAAGGCUUUGUAAUUUAGAACUGGAACUUUGAAUUGGGCCUGCAAAUGUAUGCAGUCUGUCUAUGCAUUACAUUUACUGGGAGUAAAAAAAAGGGGGAGGAGAUAAAGGACCCCUAGACGGUUAAGUCCAGUCAAAGGCAACUAUGGGGUUGCAGCGCUCAUCUUGCUUUCAGGCCAAGGGAGCCGGUGUUUGUCCACAGACAGCUUUUCGGGUCAUGUGGCCAGCAUGACUAAACCGCUUCUGGCGCAAUGGAACACCAUGAUGGAAACCAGAGUGCACGGAAACACCGUAUACCUUAUCCACCUAUUUAUCUACUUGCACUGGCGUGCUUUCAAACUGCUAGGUUGGCAGGAGUUGAGACAGAGCAAUGGGAGCUCACCCCAUCGCGGGGAUUCGAACCGCUGACCUUCUGAUCGGCAAGCCCAAGAGGCUCAGUGGUUUAGACCACAGCGCCACCUGCGACCCAUAUUUACUGGGAGUCACAAGUGUGGAGAGAGUGCUGUUGUGUUCAGGUCCUGCUUCCAGGCUUCCCUUCUGGUUGGCCAUUGUGAAAACGACGCUAGAUGGACUAGAUGGGGAUUUGAUCUGACCCUGCAGUACUCUCCUUCCCACCCCCGUAGGUGUGACUGCACAGACCAGGAAGAGCAAAGCAGAAGUGAUCUGCGAAAAAGAAUGAUUGUCUGUGAUCCCAUGGCUUAAUGUGGUGACUUUUUUCUUCUUCUCUCUCUUCCUAGGGUCUUUCCCCCUCCAGUUGCAUGACCUCCAGAAGCUGA
Messenger RNA from Podarcis lilfordi (Lilford's wall lizard), 12305 nucleotides. Lineage: Eukaryota; Metazoa; Chordata; Lepidosauria; Squamata; Lacertidae. The record is from the annotation of a GenBank genome assembly.